This is a messenger RNA of Lolium perenne, 874 nucleotides long. Its product is annotated as aspartyl protease family protein At5g10770-like. Gene Ontology annotation, molecular function: aspartic-type endopeptidase activity. Lineage: Eukaryota; Viridiplantae; Streptophyta; Magnoliopsida; Poales; Poaceae. The record is from RefSeq and is a predicted model, not a curated record. Gene Ontology annotation, biological process: proteolysis.
AUGUGGAGAGGCCGUUCCAAGUUGCCAAUAGUGCCAUUCUUUGUUCCGCGGCUCCAAUCUAUCUAUAUAAGUCAGGAUUUUAGAUCUGCAACUGCAACCAACCAGCUAAAUCCAACCAACCUUGGCUCUAAGAGAGAAGAGCUGAAGCGAGGAUCAAGCAGCCAUGUCGUCUGUUACUCAACUACUGCUUCUCAUGCUGUGCAUCUGCCAUUCUGCCAUUGCUCGAGCAAGGCUGGAUGAUGCGCUGAAGGCUGAAGCCGUCUGUGCCCAGCCACAAGUGAGUCCAUCGUCGUCCAGUGGCGCCACGGUGCGGUUAAGCCACCGGUAUGGCCCGUGCUCGCCGGCACCGUCCACUGACGAGCCAACCAUCACGGAGCUGCUCCACAGCGACCAACUCCGAGCCAAUUACGUCCAGCGGAAGUUCUCUGCUGGGAAGAACGGCACCGAGCCAUCGGUCCUCACGGUGCCGACCACUUUGGGAUCCGCCCUCGGCACGCUGCAGUACGUGAUCACCGUCGGCAUCGGCUCCCCGGUGGUGAUCCAGACCAUGAUGGUCGACACCGCCAACGACGUGUCGUGGGUGUACUGUCGCUCCUCCAACGGGUCGACGCUCUUCGAUCCCAGCAAGUACACCACCUACGCCCCGUUCUCCUGCACCGCCCCGGAGUGCACGCAGCUCGGCACCCGAGGCAACGGCUGCGCAAACUCCGAGUGCCAGUACAAUGUCGACUACGCUGCGGUCGCCAACAGCACCGGAACGUACGGCUCCGACACUACGUCAGGUGCUAGAAUUGCCGACACUUUCUUGCCGGCACUUCUCAAAUGUGCCUGCAUUUGUAAUCUUUGCCGGCAUUUUUUGGGUCUGUGCCAAUAA